GUUUCGGUUUCGCUUCCACCCGACUAUGCAACCGUGGCUCGUCGUCCUCGCUCUUCCCUUUUGCCUGCAUUCGGCCUCGUCCAGGGAAUCCAGAACCUUCCCAUGUCCCGAGCACGACGCAAUUCUUCCCUGCGUGUGCAACCAUGAAGCAGCCAUCGACGAGGUGCACGUGGACUGCUCGGAGGCGACCACGAGCACUCAGAUCUUAACAGCCUUCCACGAAGGAUUUUGGCCCUUCGACAAUCUCACGGAAUUCCGGCUGAAAGGGUACCGCAAGGUGUCAGAAAUCCCCGAAGAAAUCUUCGGCUACGUUUCCUUCCGGAGGAUAUUCGUGGAGACGACCGACGUGGUCUUCGUCGACCAAUCGGCCUUCUUGUCGUGCAGGGACGACCUGGCGCAUCUGAGUUUCUGGUACGGCCACCUGGAAAGGUUCCCCUGGCAAUCGCUGCCCCAGUUCGUCUCGCUUGCGAUCCUCAACCUCGAGUUCAACGAGAUUACUGCGAUCGACAGCUUCGAAAGCCCCAGCCUUGUAACGCUCCGCGUCUCAAACAAUCGGAUAGCCACGCUCAAGACUGGGAUAUCUGCGCCCAACUUGAACGCUCUAAUCAUGAAUAAUAAUCCCAUCUCGACGAUCCCCUCCCGGUUCUUCGAGGGGAUGGAGAACUUGGAGGAAUUCCAGUGCCAGUGGUGCAACCUGGGACCGGCCAUUUCGGACGGGUCUAUGGAAUUCCGCAGCCAAACCUUGAAGUCCGUGUACCUCCGCAACAACAUCAUCUCCAGCUUCGAACCAGGCGGCAUAAGUGUUGUCUCCCCCGACGCGGUCGUCGAUCUUGAAGCCAACCAAAUCACGGAAUUAACGGAAUCGAUCUUUCGCCCAGUGAUGGAUUUCCUCGCACGAGGAAACGGAUUACUCAAUGUCUGGGAUAAUCCAAUCGUGUGCGGUUGCAGCAUGGCCUGGGUAAUGCUCGACCCAAUCAUUUUGGAAAGAGUUUACGGUUCUUGCGUGAACGGAACUCUUUUUCAAGAACUGGAUCCGCACCAUUUUGAAGCAUUUUGUUGAAAAAGAGGUAUCCUCCCAUGACAGACGUUGUCUCCCCUUGAAAACACGUGAUCAUUCUCAAAAGAUGCACGUCUAACCCCAUAAGUCCAAGAGAGUCUGAUUUCCAAUGAAACGAUGGAAAGUGUGAACUGC
Molecule: messenger RNA, 1192 nt
Organism: Darwinula stevensoni
Lineage: Eukaryota; Metazoa; Arthropoda; Ostracoda; Podocopida; Darwinulidae
Source: the annotation of a GenBank genome assembly